AUGUCUUCACCACAGACAAAAGAAGAAAAAUCCAAUGAUUCCAACGGCACUAAAAAUCCGGAAAAUAAUAAAACUGUUGUGGAUACCGAGAGUGCCUCCUGUAAUCCCACAUUACCGGAUGCAGAUGCCGAGGGUACAGAUAUACAGCUUUUAAAGGGUGAUGCCAUUGGAGAUACCCUGUACAGUGAACGUUUCGUAUUGAAUACCUUGUUAAAAUUGGCCGAAGUUAAAAAAGAUCUGCAAAAUGAAGAGGAGGUGGAGCGGGAUUUAUGUUCCCUGUGGGAUAUGACAAUUGAAAGGGAUGUGGUAUUGUUCCUUUUGGAACAGGAUGUUUUGGAAAUAUUUUCCGGCAUCAUAAGGACCACAGAGGAUAAACGUCUAUCGGAAAUUUUGGUGGGCAUUUUGGCCAAUAUGUGUAAUGUACAAGAAACACGCGACCAAUUGGAACAGCAAGAAGAAACUGUACAGGUGCUGUUGGAACUAAGCUCCUGCUUAGAUUCCCUUACACUGGAACAAUUGAUGCGUCUCUUUGCAGUGGUAUUUGUCAAAGUGAAAGAGUCCAGCGUUACCAUGUGGUACAAUUAUCUGCUGAAAUGCGAUCAAUUUGUUAAAAAUAUUUGCUUUAUAUUGGCAAGUGCUGCCAAUAAUACCCUGGUCCUGCAGACCAUGGAAACCCUGAAUGCCAUAUUGGCCAAAUUUGCUGUAAUGGAUGAUGACGAUGAAGAUGGAAAGACGAAGGACGAUAUAAAAGUAUGUUGCCAGUAA
This is a messenger RNA of Musca vetustissima, 765 nucleotides long. RefSeq names its product protein saal1. The record is from RefSeq and is a predicted model, not a curated record. Lineage: Eukaryota; Metazoa; Arthropoda; Insecta; Diptera; Muscidae. The transcript has 3 exons. The coding region runs from base 1 to 765 and encodes 254 amino acids.